AUGAAAUUCCAUGAGACUGAGUGUCAAAGGAGGCAGACUCACACUUCAAGUCUCGAAAUCACUGAGUUCUUUGGACCCCAAAUCCCCACUGGAGAGAAACGCGAGCGCCAAGUGUCAAAGACCUUCGAGGCCACUCCCAAAGUAGGAGCCGCUAAUGCUAGUGUUGAAGGCAUUGGCAUUUCACGAGAGUCCCAAGCAAAUUAUGCGUCACGGUGGAAUUUACGGGUCAUUGAUACGGCUCAAGCGUCAUGCAUAGGUACGAUUAUCCCCCGUGACAGAAGUAUACCUCUAGCCAUGCUCAACACAUAG
Aspergillus piperis CBS 112811 is the source of this 309-nucleotide messenger RNA. RefSeq lists its product as uncharacterized. The record is from RefSeq and is a predicted model, not a curated record. NCBI's taxonomy places the organism in Eukaryota, Fungi, Ascomycota, Eurotiomycetes, Eurotiales, Aspergillaceae. The coding region runs from base 1 to 309 and encodes 102 amino acids. The transcript has a single exon.